Molecule: messenger RNA, 1182 nt
Organism: Notothenia coriiceps (black rockcod)
Lineage: Eukaryota; Metazoa; Chordata; Actinopteri; Perciformes; Nototheniidae
Product: signal transducer and activator of transcription 3-like
Exons: 7
Coding region: 222-1025 (267 amino acids)
Biological process (GO): signal transduction; regulation of DNA-templated transcription
Molecular function (GO): DNA-binding transcription factor activity
Source: RefSeq, a predicted model, not a curated record
AGGGCUGUAUCGUCGAAGAAUUUCCCAUGUUGGCAAGAAAACCUACACGGUUAACGACCUUUUUCUGUGUGUCCUCUGGCUUUUUUGUGUUCAAUUUUAUACAAAGCUCACCACUGACUUUUAUUGUCAGUGUUUUUCAGUAGAAAGGGUAACCGUUUGAUAUACGGAGAAACUUUCCGAAGGAGUAACAACAAGCUAGGCUUGAGGAGGUGUAAGUCAGGAUGGCCCAGUGGAACCAGUUACAGCAGCUGGAGACCAGGUAUCUGGAGCAGCUCUACCACCUGUACAGCGACAGCUUCCCCAUGGAGCUGCGGCAGUUCCUCGCCCCCUGGAUUGAGAGUCAGGACUGGGCUUACGCUGCCAAUAAGGAGUCACACGCCACCCUGGUGUUCCACAACCUCUUGGGAGAAAUAGAUCAGCAGUAUAGCCGUUUCCUGCAGGAAAACAAUGUCCUCUACCAGCAUAACCUGCGCAGGAUCAAACAGCAUCUGCAGAGCAAGUACCUGGAGAAGCCCAUGGACAUCGCUCGCAUCGUGGCCCGCUGUCUAUGGGAGGAGCAGAGGCUGCUGCAGACGGCCACCACUGCUGUGCAGGAGGGCCAGGCCGCACAUCCCUCUGGGACAGUAGUGACAGAGAAGCAGCAGAUUCUGGAGCACAACCUCCAGGACAUCAGGAAGCGCGUGCAGGAUAUGGAACAGAAGAUGAAAAUGCUUGAGAACUUGCAAGAUGACUUUGACUUCAAUUACAAGACGUUGAAAAGUCAAGGGGAGUUGUCCCAGGACCUGAAUGGGAAUAGCCAAGCAGCUGCCACCCGACAGAAGAUGGCUCAGCUCGAGCAGAUGCUGAGUGCGCUGGACCAGCUGAGGAGGCAAAUAGUGACAGAGAUGGGAGGCUUGUUGACCGCCAUGGAUUAUGUGCAGAAGAACCUGACUGAUGAAGAGCUAGCAGACUGGAAGAGGAGGCAGCAGAUUGCCUGUAUUGGAGGACCACCUAACAUCUGCCUGGACCGCCUCGAAACAUGGUAACCAUGGCUGCAUUGUUGGUCACAUUAAUGAUCAAUGAACAAUUUGAUAUUUAUUAGUGAAUAUUAAAAAAGCACAAAUGAAAAACUUUAUUCGAACAAUUUACAUGGGUAUUUAUUGCAUAACACUGGUAAAUGAUGUAUUGGUAUCAUAAAUUUAA